AUGUCGACCUACGAAGUCGAACACGGCACUGCGGACCCCGCUACGAACCCUCAAUCCCAGCACCGUCGCCGCCCAGACCUAUCCACAUUCUUCGCGACCCUUUCAGAGAUCUCCCCGGACCCCAACCACCCCGAUCAUCGUCCUCAUGCCGUCCCCGUACCAGGAGAUGUCAGCGCUGCAUUUUACUCCCUCGCCGAGGCCUUCGAGGUGAUGCGCCGUGAGAAUGCGUCUGGGGGCACCGAAGCUGAGACUGAAGGGGCCUCUGGUCUCGAAGGCAACGAACUCAUAACACAGAUGAUACAGAGCUUGCUCAGUGGGGCUGAUAUGCCACCUAGAGAAGUAGAAGGCGUAAGCGAGGAGUUUUGCGACAUGCUCGAUCGUGUUCCGAAAUCCUCACUUAAACCAGAUCAGACCUGUCCUAUUUGCAGCAAUCCUUUUCUAGAGGACGAGUACCCGCUUGUUGUCAAGUUGCCUUGCCAUCCAACCCAUAUCUUUGAUCUAGAGUGUGUGAAGCCCUGGUUACGACUGCGGGGAACUUGUCCACUUGAUCGGGUAGACUUCGCUAAGGAAUUGCGAGAGAAGGAUGAGGCGAGGAAGAAGCUGGUUGAGGAAGAUGAUGAGGAAGAGUGGGAUGGGAUGUAUGGCUAA
Penicillium angulare is the source of this 648-nucleotide messenger RNA. RefSeq lists its product as uncharacterized. Bases 1 to 648 code for a protein of 215 amino acids. NCBI's taxonomy places the organism in Eukaryota, Fungi, Ascomycota, Eurotiomycetes, Eurotiales, Aspergillaceae. The transcript has 3 exons. The record is from RefSeq and is a predicted model, not a curated record.